Molecule: messenger RNA, 6570 nt
Organism: Sclerotinia sclerotiorum 1980 UF-70
Lineage: Eukaryota; Fungi; Ascomycota; Leotiomycetes; Helotiales; Sclerotiniaceae
Exons: 8
Coding region: 1-6570 (2189 amino acids)
Biological process (GO): negative regulation of transcription by RNA polymerase II; chromatin remodeling
Cellular component (GO): nucleus; chromatin
Molecular function (GO): ATP-dependent chromatin remodeler activity; ATP binding; chromatin binding
Source: RefSeq, a predicted model, not a curated record
AUGGCUCAGCUCGGCCAUGUUGCUGAUAGCAAUGAGUCGGAAAGCGAUCUAGGCGAGUCAGUAAAUUCUGAAAAAUUCCAUACGCCAGUCACAGAGCUCAGCCGAGAGCCCGAGUCUGUCUCGGCGCAUCAAGAUGCGGAAGCAAACGGCAGUGCAGGUGAAGACGGAGAUGAGAAGAUAAACACAGAUGGGGACGCGGAUGAGGAUGCAGAUGAGGGCGCAGAUGAGGAUGCAGAUGAGGGCGCAGAUGAGGGCGCAGAUCAGGAUGCAGAUCAGGACGCAGAUCAGGAAGCAGACCAGGAAGCAGACCAGGAAGCAGAUGAGGAUGCAGAUGAGGAUGCAGAUGAGGAUGCAGAUGAGGACGGAAGAGACCAAGUUGACGAAUAUGUCGAAUUUGCAGAGGAAGAUGCAGAUACAGAUGCAGAUAACACAAUUGUCGUCAUGGUCCCGGGGCCGAAGAACCCUGAAGAAUAUGUGCCAUAUCAGGAGGAUGACACAGUAAAUGCGGUAUUGGAGGAAUUAACUGGCUCUGAUGGCGAAACUUUGUACAAAGUUGAGUACAGAGACGAGCGAGAAGAGAAUUUCAUUCCCUUGUGGGCGGCAGUCACGUUCAAUAGGCUAUUGCAUCUUCCAAAUGGUAACAACGCCUUGGAUAUUUUCAACAACAGAGAUUCAUCGGACUCAAUUGUGGUUGAGGACCCAUCAAAUUCUAGCCGGACCAUGUCUUCCAAGGCUGGUAAACGUCUUCGCCGGCCUCUCACUGAUAACAACUUUGUUGAUAUUAGCAAUAUUCAGCUAAGCUCUGACGAUGACCGUUCCGCGAAAAAUGGAAAGAAGAGGCGACGUCUUGUAAACAAUAUGUCAACUGUUGAGAUUGAAAAAGCACGCCGAAGCACUCGGGUUGGGAGUCGGCAGCCUUCACGACCCAUUUUCGAUGACGAUGACGAUGACGAGGAUGGCAAUGACCCCAAAUCGGGAAUUGUUCGUUCAAAUGGUGAUGGACCUCGGAGAUCAGGACGUGCAGCAACGAGAUCCGCUGCUCCAAGGAAAGCGAAUACGCUCACUAGCUAUAUGGAAGAAGACGAAGACGAGCUUGCUGGUGAUUUGCAAGUCGAUUCAGAAGGUAGCGAUAUAGCUUAUGCUAAGCCAAAGAGACAACGGGCAAGCAACGCUCGUGCUGCUGUUUCAAAGCCUAACAAACGUGGAAGAACACAAGCUCGAGGCAAUCAGUCUGACGAUAGCUCUGAGUGGUCACGAGAACGUCCGUCUCGCAUAUCUGGACGUGGAAACAAAACCGGCAAAAACAUGAGGGAAAGAGACGUCGAUGAAGAAAUAUAUGCCGAUGAAGUAGCCGGAAAGAGCGCACCUAAAUUCAUUAGCAUACGAGAAAUAUACCAACCGGUAUACGCGAAUUCUCCCUUCGGUUUAAUUCAUGACCAAGACUGCGAUGUCUGCGGUGGAACAGGCAAAAGUUCCAAUAAAGGAAGAAGUGAUCUUAUAUAUUGCCAAGGAUGUUCUUCCUCCAUACAUAGACUUUGCCUAGGAUAUCGAGCAGGUCGGGAGCAUAUAGUUACUAAGGUUGGCCACGAAAAUUUCGUUAUGCAGUGUCGACGUUGUAUCGGUCUAGCCGUCAAGAAGGAUCCCCUUGCCCCACGACUUGGUGCCUGUAGCAGCUGUAAUGAACCUGGGCCAUCCUGUGCUGCAUUUUCCGCAAAGAAAACCGCGAAGCAGGAAGAGAAGCUGAGGGAAGAAAACGACGGCGAUGACCCAAUUACUAAUGUUCGCGGCGAACUUAUCAACAACCCAGAUAAUGUCUUAUUUCGAUGCCGAGGAUGCCAGCGUGGGUUUCAUUUUGAACAUCUACCACCACUUUCUAGGAAAUCAACCGCCACACAUAAUGCCGAUGAUCUACGCUCUCAAAGAAUCCAAGAAUAUACUAAGAAUUGGCAGUGCAAGCAAUGCUCCGAAAGUACAACAAAACUGCAGACGUUGGUUGCAUGGAGACCAUCGGACCGCAAUUCUUACAAGGAAGAUGACGACUUUGACACUUUUCGUGAGGAUGAAAAGGAGUAUCUCGUCAAAUGGGAUGAUAUGUCGUAUUUUCAAUGCUCUUGGGUGCCUGGCGCAUGGGUUUGGGGCGUUGCAGCAGCUACUAUGCGAAAAGCUUUCAUACGUCGAGACGAGGGUGCCAAUAUGUCUCCGAAAUGGACCAAAGAAGAGGCAAUCUCUGAGGAAUACCUACGAAUGGAGAUUAUUUUCGAUGUCGAGUAUGAUGAAUCUUUUCGACCAAAGUCCGAAGAAUAUGACAAGGCUCAUAUCAAUGAUGUUGUUCAGGUUUUGGUCAAAUUUAGAGGAUUAACUUAUGACGAAUCCGUUUGGGAGGAACCUCCAUCCCCAAAUGAAGCUGACCGCUGGAGUGACUUUGUCUCAGCUUACAAUGAAUACGUCAUGGGCAAGUACUUCAAGAAAUCACCUGCAAGUGCUGUAAAAAAGCGCAUCGAUGCAUUUCGUUCUCUAAACUUUGAGAAAAAGGUUGUUUUAAAGAAACAGCCUGCUUCAUUGAUUGGUGGUGAGAUGAUGAAACACCAAAUGGAAGGCCUGAAUUGGCUACUGUUCAACUUUCAUCGACAAAAGAACGUUAUCCUGGCUGAUGAGAUGGGUCUUGGCAAGACGAUUCAGGUCAUCGCCUUGAUUGCCACACUUGUGAAGGACAAACCAAAGUGCUCCCCUUUUCUCAUUGUUACACCAAACUCGACUUGUCCAAAUUGGCGCCGCGAAAUCAAAAAAUGGGCACCUGAUCUUCGUGUCGUUGCAUACUAUGGUGCUAAAUCUGCUCGAGAUAUGGCCAUGAAGUAUGAAAUGUAUCCAGAUGGCUGCUCUGACCUCCGCGCUGAUAUUGUGGUAACAUCCUAUGAAGCACCGGUCGAUGACUCCAGUAGGGCCUUCUUCAAGAAAGUUAAGUGGGCUGGCAUGAUUGUUGAUGAAGGACAACGGCUGAAGAAUGACGGCAAUCUUCUAUAUGGCGCCUUGACAGCUUUGAAAAUACCAUUCCAGGUUCUUCUUUCCGGAACACCCCUGCAGAACAACAAGCGAGAGCUCUUCAACCUUCUUCAAUUCUUAGACGACUCUAUCGAUGCCGCAGAAUUGGACGAAAAAUAUGCUGAGCUAACAAAAGAAAACUUGCCAGAGCUUCAUGAGCUCAUCCGUCCUUUCUUCCUCAGGCGUACCAAGCUUCAAGUGCUGAAGUUCUUGCCACCUAUGUCACAGACUAUCAUACCGGUGUCCAUGAGUGUCGUACAGAAACAGCUAUACAAGUCAAUUUUGGCAAAGAACCCCGAGUUGAUCAAAUCAAUCAUUGGUAAAACGAACAAAGCUCUCCGCCCUACGGAACGGGGGAAUUUAAACAACAUUCUGAUGCAACUUCGUAAAUGUCUUUGUCAUCCUUUCUUGUAUAGUUCGGCCAUCGAAGAGACUUCACUGAGCCAUGAGGCUCUCCAUCGAAAUCUGAUUGAUGCUUCAUCCAAGUUCCAAUUACUGGAAAUCAUGCUUCCAAAGUUGCAGGCUCGAGGACAUAGAGUUCUUAUCUUUAGUCAAUUUUUGAAGCAACUCGACCUUGUCGAAGACUUCUUGAAUGGUCUUGAACUUCCUUUUCAACGUUUAGACGGUACCGUUAGCACACUUGAAAAGCAAAAGAGGAUCGAUGCAUUCAAUGCACCCAACUCAAAACUGUUUGCAUUUCUCCUCUCUACCAGAGCUGGUGGUGUCGGCAUCAACUUGGCAACUGCAGAUACCGUCAUAAUCAUGGAUCCUGAUUUCAACCCACAUCAAGAUAUUCAAGCUCUUUCUCGUGCUCAUCGCAUUGGCCAAAAGAAAAAGGUACUUGUAUUCCAGCUGGUGACUAAGGGUAGUGCGGAAGAGCAGAUUGUUCAAGUUGGACGUAAAAAGAUGGCUCUUGAUCAAGCUCUUAUUGAAAGUAUAGAUGUAAAGGAUGAUGCGGGAGACAAUCUCGAGGCCAUCCUUAGACAUGGGGCAGAAGCUGUUCUUCUUGAUGACGAUAGUAAAGAUGUUUACUACGAUCCGGCAUCAGUUGAUGAGCUUCUCGAUCGUUCUCAGGUCGAAAAUACUACUAAUGAUGACAACACCGCAGAAUCUCAAUUCUCACAUGCUCGUGUAUGGAUCAAAGACAAGGGAGACUUGUCAGAGGAUUUUGGUGAGACUGAAGCUGAACCGGCUGCGCCAAAAGCGCUUUUAUGGGAUGCUAUCUUGAAACAACGUGCGAACGAUGCUGCUCUGGAGGCUGCUAAGAACAUGCAAACAUUUGGUCGUGGAAAGCGCGCCCGACAGACGGUUGACUAUGAAAAGUCGCAGCCUGAGCUAAUGGAACUGGACGGUCCUGAUGGCUCGCCUCGAAAAGAUGGUCGACGAACUCGAGGAUCUCACAGCGAUGAUGAAUUUCCUGGUCACGGUGCGAAGGAAUCUGAAGCUGAGGAGUCGGACUCAUAUGAAGACGUCGAUCCCCGAGAAUUGGAAACAGGUCAGCCAAGAGUUAAAGGCAUUCGCAGGACUCAAAGACCGUUAAGAAGUAAGCUUGGCAAAAGAGAGUUCCUAAAUAAACCCAACGGCCAAGCCUAUGCUUCAGAUAGAUUCGUCGAAAGGUUGCCACAUUCUAGCCCAGAGCAAAUUGUCACAUCAGCCGGUUUGAUAACUAUACUGGAGAUCGCCAAGGACCCGUCACAAUCCAGAGAAUUAACAGAGACUAUGAAAAUUGGCGGCAAAUAUUUGCAAGAAAGUAUACGGGGUGUUCUUGAUGAACCACAAUGGUGGUAUAAUCAAGAAGAGCAAAAAGUUCAAGAAUUUUGGCAGGCAGUCACGCCGCAAAUGGUACAAGAUAGACUUCAACUGCACCUAGACACUGCACAAUGGCUUCAAGCGAGAGAUCAACUGGUCCGACCAAUGGGUAAUCACGAUGCAGACUACUCACUGCAGCUACAUGAUUACCGACGACAGUCUAAAGAGUGGCUUGAUUGGGGCUACAAACUGAUCGAUGCUCAUAAUCGACUUAAACAAUUCUGCGAACGAGAGGUAGAAAGACGAGAGGAUCCAAAAUCACGAUACAGGAUGCUUUGUAACGACAUACGAGAUUUAGUACAGGCUCGUGACGGUGAACGGAAGAUACGUGAAGAGUUGAUUCGACCACGCGGGGGCAAUCCAUGGGGGAAUGGCCAAGAAGGGCGAAACAUUCAAGAAUAUUACCUAAACGAGGGAAUGACUAGGGCUCAAGAACCACGCACAGGUACAACCAAGUCCUUAAUAGCUAGCAAUGCAGUUAAGGAUCCGAGUAGCGGAAAUUCCUUGUUUAGUGGAGAGGAGGUUGGCUGGGAGGAAGAAUUAGAAAAUUCUGCAAUCCAGCAACAAGAGCAAGAGACCAACGGCGAGAGGAAGAAGCGAGGACCUUACAAGAAACACAAAGGCGCCGGGGGUCAAGCUGUCGACAGCUCCUUCACAGACCAACUCGUGGAAGCAGGAGGUUCCCUGAUCAGAGAACUCGAAGAGUAUCUUGAAUGGCUGGCAAACCACCCCCUGGUCCUCCCAGUCAACAAGAACGAUGAACACUACUACGAACAACUUGUAGAAUACGAACGGCAAAUAGGAAAACUGGUCCAAAAAUCAAAGCAAUUUGAAGAUGCUUUUGAUGAACAAUUUCAGGUACAAAGACCGCGUGACGCAGAGCGAGCCAGGCAUGAUUUGGCGUACAAGAAACGCAAAAUAGCUGAGAGAAAAUCAGGUGAGAAGUACAUCCCCAUCGAGGACCACGCACCACGCAUCCAAGAGCUCGAUCGACAGUUACGAGACAACACGGAACGUCAGCAACAAGCCAGGUACUAUGCCAUCCAACUAAGAUAUGUCGAGGAGCAUGCUGGAUUAUCGCGCAGUCACCAGGAGGCAGGAUAUCCACGAAUGGCAGCAGAAUAUGCGCAACCCCUUCCUCAGGGAACACCUUCCAAAGUUAUAAACGAACAUCUUCAUAAGAUGGCUCUACCUCUCAGCGAUCCACGAUACGCACCACCUCUCCCUGAACAAACUUUUAGAAUGUCUAUGCCAUUUGGCGGACCAUCGGGGCAACAUGCAAAGGAUCCCAUUCAAAUUGAUUCAGAUUCCAAUAUACCAAAGAGAUCAAACCCCGUCAUCCGAUCUACUCCAGCCAUAGAAAUACCAGUGAAGCGCAAACGAGGUCGUCCCCGUGGAUCCACAUCAUCCCUAAAUUCCUCCAUGACACCGGUACCAAUUCUUGCUGGACAUAUGCCAUCUCGGCUGGCUCCCUCCCCAUCACUAGCACCAACCUCUACAGGUUCCCCGCGACCUAACGUGCAUUUUUGUCCAAACUGCAAUUUUGCUUUGUCAAAGUUGGUGCCUUCAUGUCCUCACUGUGCCCCUACCGCCAAGAUUCGUCUAAUGCUGGAUAAUUUGAAAGGGAUCAAAGAUUAUUCUGAGCAAGUGGGGCUUGCACACAAAGUUUUGAAGGAAGCAUUAGCGUCAAGAUCUGCUCCUCAAACUUUCUCUCGGAAAUAG